AUGGAACUCUACUAUGAGUUCGAUUUCGAGGGAUCAACACUGAGUUUAGCAACCAACUCCACCGGUAGUUCAGUCUCCUCUACUUUGCCGUGGGGAGCUCCGAGGGAGUAUCGUGAUAACUUCUGCACCCUUUCCAUCCCCAUUGACACAAAUGUCAAACCAGGAGAAUAUGUCUUACAAAGUUUAUUUGCCGAAUUUACAAUACAAGCUGAGAGGAAGAUUGAAAAGAUCAUGGCAGAACCACUGGAAUGUCCAUUGGCGAAAUCAUUACAGAGAGGGGAGGACCCUCAGUUUGAUCAGCUGUUAAGUUCAUUGAGUUCAGUGGCUGAACACUGUCUGCCAUCGUUAUUGAAGACACUAUUUGAAUGGUAUGAUAUUCAGAAUGGUGAGAUUGCGCAGGAAGAAAGACAGAAAACAGCUGUCAAGCCAACCGGCACAGCUGCAACAGCAAAAGGAGAAAAGGACUACCUGUAUGAACGGAGAGAUGUAAGUAUUUUAAAUUAUUAAGAUUUUUUAUAUUAAUUAUUUCUCCAAUUGCAAGCAGGACCCAAUGCUGAGAAUAUUCACAUAGUUGCAGACCUCUAUGCUGAAGUCAUUGGUGUCUUGGCGCAGACUCGAUAUCAGUCAAUUGAGAAGAAAUUCAUACAACAGUUGAAAGAGCUGCGAGCGGAACCACCAAAUGUUCCGUUUACUACGCAGCGGAUCAUCAGUCUGAUCAUGGGGAUGAAGUUUUACAGAGUGGUUAUGUUUCCUGUAGAGGACUUUGAAGCUUCUUUUCAAAUGUUACACGACUGUGCUGGGUAUUUCAUGGAAGUGAAAGAUAAAGACAUCAAGCAUGCUAUAGCAGGACUGUUGGUGGAAAUCCUAGUACCUGUUGCAGCUGCUGUGAAGAAUGAAGUGAAUAUACCAGUGUUGAAAAACUUUGUAGAGAAACUCUACCCCUCCACAGAGCAAUGCACCAAGAAGACAAAACAUGUGUUGGCUUACUUUCCACUGGUUACUUGUAUACUAUGUGUCAGCCAAAAACAUUUCUUUCUCAAUUACUGGCAUAACUUUCUCAACUUGUGUUUGUCUCAUCUAAAGAAUCGAGAUGCCAAGGUGUCAAGAGUUGCAUUGGAGUCUCUAUACAGAUUGCUAUGGGUCUAUGUAAUACGCAUUAAAUGUGAAAGCAACAAUGUGACCCAGACGAGACUGCAGAGUAUUGUCAACAGUCUGUUUCCCAAAGGAUCCAGGAAUGUUAUACCUAGAGAUACUCCCCUGAACAUUUUUGUGAAAAUCAUCCAGUUCAUAGCACAAGAGAAAUUGGACUUUGCUCUUAAAGAUGUCGUCUUUGAUUUAAUCGGUGUUGGAAGCAAGACAAAGAUUUUAUUUCCAGAGAGAAUGAACAUUGGACUGAGAGCAUUCCUAGUAAUUGCUGACAGCUUACAACAGAAAGAUGGUGAGCCACCAAUGCCCUCCACAACCAGUGUUCUGCCCUCUGGUAACACAUUACGUGUGAAGAAAACCUUCUUAAAUAAACAGUUAACGGAGGAAGCUGCCAAGUCAAUAGGAAUAGCUCAAUAUCACUUGAAUAUUCAAAAAGCUUUGGAUAAUAUAUUGAGAAUAUUAGAUUUACAAGUUGGUAGGGCUAUGAUGAUGACAAACUCACAGUGCAUGAAUAAAGAACCUGAAGAUCUUAUGACGAGUGAUAAGAAACCGAAGAUUGAUUUAUUUCGUACCUGUGUUGCUGCAAUCCCCCGUCUGAUACCUGAUGGCAUGAGUAGGCAUGACCUAUUAGAUUUAUUAUGUAGAUUGACUGUACAUAUGGAUGAAGAGUUGAGAGGACUUGCUUUCACUUCAUUACAAAAUGUGAUGCUGGACUUGCAAGAUUGGCGUGAGGAUGUGCUGCUAUGUUUUGUACAUUUUAUACUGAAAGAAGUACAGGAUACGUUUACAUUGUUACUGGACAGUGCUCUUAGGAUGUUGGUGCAACUGUUAACCCAAUGGAGAAGUGCUGUACAAGGCAAAGAUGAUAAGAUGAAUAAGAUGAACUAUGAGAGAAGUCCUCAUGCCAAUGUUAUAAAUUUUGUGGAAGGCUUUGCCUUAGUAGUAUUAUGUAGCUGCCGACCUGUUACAAGAAAACUUGGUGUACUUAUACUUAAAGAAUGCAGAGCAUUAUUUACAGCAAUGGGAUAUACAAAGAUCGAUGAUGACGCAGUGAUAGACGUGAUUGAUAAAGCAUGUCCUGCCGUUGUAGAGAAUUUAUUAUCCUAUUUGCCACCUUCAGAAAAGACUGCCUUUAUAACCACACCUGUUAUAGAUUUACAUUGGGUCAUUGAAAGAUCCUUGACAGUGUGGUCGAGUAAUGAAUACAACAAUACUCUGAAUGACAGUUAUGGUAAAUCUGUCAACUCUAUAGAUAACUUUGAUGCCUGGGCCUGGUGCCUGGCUGGGUUUCUCAACAAUGAACAUUUACCACAUUACAGUCCCUCUGCUGCCAUCCAUGCUUGGCCUGCAGUGUUUACAAGACUCAUGCAGCUGCAAGCACACAUUGAUCAAAAUAACCCAGCUGAAGGGACUAACAGGCCAUCACUGCGUGGUAAAAAAGUUCUCAAUACAGAUGAUAUUAACAUUGCAUUGUGGAAGAAUUAUUUGGUAUUUGCUUGUAGCUGUGGACCAGCUAGUUCUGGCAUACCAAUUAGACCUGUCUCCCCUGAUAUAUUAAGUGCAUCAACUGAAAGCAUGCCCUCUUCAGAAAAAGUGGAUUCCAAGACAUCGCUAAACGUUACAACUGACAAUGCUGCCAGUCUAUUUAAACUUAUAGUCCCGUUAAUACGGUGUGAGAAUGCUGAAGUAAGAGACGCCGUCGUGACUGGAUUAGGAUGGUCUAGUCCCCAUGCAUUCAAAGAUUUGGUGGAUGAACUUGCACCAUUUAUCAAAGAAGGCAUUGAGAGAAAACAGGAAAAUAUGAGAAGAAAGAAAAAACGAGAUGCACUUCGAUUACAGCUAGUUCAUGUGUUUGAUUUGCUAGCUGAACAUGGUGUCUUCAAAGAAAGGUACCGUUAUCUAUAUUUCAGUAGAACUCUGUUGCAGCCAUUGUUUGGGCAACGCAAUACUUUACUGAAACAAGAUAUCAGAUAUAGUUUAUUUUUCCUGUGUGCAAACUGGUGCAGACGAUUCGGUGUCUUGUGUAUUACAUUUGAUAAGAGUGUUGGAUAUCGGGAACAGAACAAAGAAUUGGAAAUGUCAGCAUUGCAGGCAAUGGCUGCACUAGUAGUGUGUGGACCAGUAUUUGAUAAUAAUGCGCUAUCACAAGAAGGUUAUUUAUAUAACUGGUUGGAUUGUCUGCUUAACAGUACAGACAACAGGGUUCACCAACUUGGUAAAGAAACUGUUGUAUUGUUAUUGCAAAAUAACCCAGACAACCCGACAGUGUUAAACUGGGCUAUCCAUAGAUGUUAUACUGGUAGCAAACAGAUUGCAGACGGCUGUAUACAGUCCUUUGCUACCGUACUAAAUAACAAAGAGUACAGCUGUGAGUUGAUUUCAGUUUUAUGCGUCACAUUAUUCAAGACUGCUGACCCUUGCAAAGAGGUUAAAGACAUAGCAUUGAGACUACUCCAGGUGCUAGAUCAGAGAUUCUUUGGAAUAGGAGGAUGUCGACUGAUAAUAACGCUGUCUUCCACAUAUGGUAAAACCCACACAAUAUUGUCAGAGGAACUUGCCAGGUUGCAUCCUGAGCUGACGAUAGCAGUGUUUUCAGAAUUUACAGAAAGGUUUGAGUCGGCACCAGCCCAUUCCAGACAGGUUAUCCUAGAAUGUUUACUGCCUUGGUUGUCUAAUAUAGAACUAGUGGAUAACAAUGCCCCCAACAGUGAACCAUCUAAACCCAUCGCUACCAAAGAAGAUAAAGAAAUGUGCAAUAAUGAAUAUGAGAAGUGUCCACUAAGGGGAGAAGGAUGGGGAUCCCAAGAAGCAACUAACAUUGUACUUAAUAAUUUAUUUUAUGUUACUGUAGAGUACGGUGAUGAGCACCCCAGAGAAUUAGAACAGCUAUGGGCAGCUCUUUGUGUGUGCUGGUCGCACAACCUCAAAGUUAUUCUAAACUAUUUAAUGAUGAUGGCAGGAAUUCAAACCAAUCCAGAUGUACUCCCAUAUGUAAAAAGAGUAUUGGCAUACAUCGGUAAAGCUAAACCGAAACAGCUCUUGGAAGAAAUGAUGCAUGAACUAAUGUCUGCAGAGCUUGUCAACUCAACUGUUGAAAAGUUGGAAGAGGCGCCGUAUUUCCAGUUGUACAUCCCAAAGAGGGAGGAUGAGCACUGCAUAUAUGCCUCUGAGGAAUGCAGCAGUGAUAGUUCUAUCAUGGAAAAAUAUGAAAGAGAAAUCAAAGAUGACAGUGUGGCUGCUACUGUGUCAGUGCCGAGUAACAUUGAGAAAGGUCAUAGUGGAGUGGAAACACGUACAUUGAAAGGCUCUAUGUCUGCACCUGAUAAACUAGAAAGCAUGCAGAGAUGUGAUUCUAGUUUCAUCCAAUCCAGUCACAUGUCUGCAAACUGUAUUCAUGAAGCUGCCACUGUGGAAGACACCAGUAUCUUGACAGAUCCUGGCAGCAGAACAUCUAGUCUGGACCACCCUGAGCUGGAAGGAGAGGAAUUCUCCCAAGAAGACUUGCCGAAAGAUGCCUACACGCUAUGGAGGUAUAAUCUAGAAAUCCAGGGUAGUUCGCCACAGCCGCAGUCAAUACCUAUGCCAGAACAUGGUGGUUACUACGCCCCGCUAGCCGACUACAUUGCUGAUAACGGCAAUGCACAUAUUGCGCCAUCAGCUGUUGUAUACAGAUGUAAUCUUGCGAUGAUGUUGAUGACUGAUUUGGUAUCUGAAAGAUUGGAAGUAGAUUGGUCUACAGCUUUACCACAAUUAUUACAUGUUUUGUUUCUUGGUUUUGACCAUGCCAAGCCAUUGGUACAUGAACACUGCAAGAUGUUACUGGUGAAUUUACUAAUUGUCUUGUCUGGCCAUGGUGACUAUGCCCAUGUUGCUAAAAUGUUAUUGUCUAAUACCAUCACUAGUGAUCUUUAUGCACUAAGUGAACCACCAACAUUGAAGAAAACAUACAACUUUACAGGUGAUAAAGUGUGUGAUGAGGAGGAGAAUGCACAAGACCUGCAAGAUCCACACAUGAUUGGUAGUACAACAACACUUAGUGGUUUGUCUACAUCAUCUAGUGUUAGUAGUAAUGCCACAGUGGUGCCUAAUUCACCAGUUAAGACGGUACACAUUGAUGUUGGCACACUGACUAAUGUCAAGGACAGCUCAAAGGCCUUGAUUGAGUUCCUUGUCACAAGGAAAUCUGGUCCACUGUGGUGCUAUGAAGACAUCAUGCCCAGGGCGUACUCUAUUAAAAGUGCUGAACAGUUGGAGUCUUUUUUGAAGCAUGUUGUACGGAUAUUCCGGGAAUCACUCCCUGGGAAACAGGUGGAACAAAGAUGGGCUCAGGUUGCGAUACACCUGGCUUUGUCAUGUCCAGUUAGACAUUAUGCUGGGAGAUCCUUUCAGGUAUACAGAUCACUAGCUAUCCCAUUGACUUCAAGAUGGUUGUCUGAUAUAUUAUCAAGAUUGGUAGAGACGGUUGUGGAUCAUGGUGAAGAUACCCAGGGCUAUGUUACUGAGAUAAUGUUAACGCUGGAAGCAGCUGUAGACUUGCUCGCUCCAGAGAUUGUCAUUGGGGAAUUAAAAGACAUGUUCCCACCAUUGCCAGCGUUUUCCACAAGUAAAGCAGCAUUUCGUAAGAGCACUGGUAACAUCAUAGGCUUAGCCUCUAGUGAAUAUCGAUUAGAUCCACGAAAUCGAAGUGCCACUACCGGGGAAAUCAAUGCCAAGAAACCUCUGUCUAGAUCACGCAAAUAUCGAUUAGAUCCACGAAAUCGAAGUGCCACUACCGGGGAAAUCAAUGCCAAGAAACCUCUGUCUAGAUCACGCAGUGCACAGUCAUUGAAACACCUGGGUGAACUAAACAUCAUUGAUGAUAGACUUGGUGUGUUAGCUCAGAUAUUCUGGAUUGCAGUAUCCAUGUUAGAAUCAGACUAUGAGUACGAGUUUCUGUUAGCAAUAAGACUACUGGAAAAGCUUUUCAGUCAUAUGAAUUUUGGGAGAACUGAAUAUCGAGAAAAGAUUGACAAAGUAUUUGCUGAUUUGAAAUGGGAUGAGUUUCCAGGACUUCAAGCUCUUCUGCUUAAAGGUUUCACAUCACCUGCUACUAGUGAUGCUACUCUGCAAUUGGUAGGCAAGUUGACAUUAUUUACAUCUUUACAUGUGGUGGAUCCUACUGGUAUGGCUGGAUUUCCCAUGAACAUUAUAGCCUUGCUACCAAACUUAGCUGAACACUUUGAAAUGCCGGAUGAUUUCUGUAAAGAAUGUGCUGAGAGCAUUGCGCAGGUGUGUGCUGUGAAAUAUCCUAAACUUGAUUCACUGGCGACAGUAAUGGAUAUGUACAGUAAGAGAACAUAUUCCAAAGACAGGGAAUCAUGGACCUAUGCCGUGUGUAAAUAUGUACAUGAUGCAUUCCAACAACUCAGUAUAGCUAUGCUCACAUUUCUAGUUGAGGUACUUGAAAAAGGUCCACUGAACCAUCAACAAGCAGUACUACAAAUAAUUAAAGACAUUGUAUCCAAUGUAGACUUAAUGGCAGCACCUAUGCAACAAGUUAACGGCGAUCUACUUAGAGUUAUUACCAAAUAUGUCCAGGGUAAUCAUUGGCAGAAAGCACUGGAAAUUCUGCAGUUAGCAGUGAAAGGCUCAUCCAAAAUAGUAACUCCGCCAACCAGUAAUGAACAGGAGAUCAUUACAGGUGGUUUUCUCUUUGGUGAUGUUGAGAUGACCCGAAAGAAAGAACUACCAGGAAGGACUCUAGAGUUUACAUUUGAUCUCUCCAGGACACCCCUCAUGACACACAAGUUUCCGUCCAUGAUGACUAUGUCCACUACCCUUAGUGAUGAAUCAGCGACCAGUAGCAGUGAUACAGAAAGCUUGGUUACCAUAACAACAGAUUCCUGCAUUCCUCCCUCUGUUGUAUCAAUGCCAUCACAAGCGGCUGCUGAUAUGAGUUGUGCAGUUAAUCAAAAUGUAGUGUCAUCGUGUUGGAGGAAGCCUCAGCUGUCGCAGAGAAGGACUCGUGAACAUCUUGUGAGUGUAUUGAAUGGGCUAGGACAGAAUAUUGGAUUGCCGAGAAGCCCAUCAGUUAUCUUCAGCUCUACCAGCGAUAUAGCAGCUGAACGCCAAGCCAGUGUGUGUUCAUCCAGUGAAACAACAUCUUUAGUUGAUGGUCUAUCCGGUGAUACUAAACUAGAUGAAAGUGGAGGAAAUGACCACUUUGGUGUUCUCAAAGAUUUUGAUUUCCUGGAUACAGAACUGGAAGAGAAGAACGAUGAAGGGUUCAACUGGGCAGUGACUCGUCAAUCAUUGGAGAGUCUUGAUAGAGAAGGACAGAAUCUGAAAGAGCUAAAGGAUUUAUCUGGAUGUGCUCCGAGUUUGGAAGUUGGUGAUUUCAAAGAUGAGUCUUCAGAUGAUGAGGUACGAAGUAUGUCCCCAACGGAUGAGACAUUGCACGGCCCUAAUGCUCAGAUUCAGACGGCUGUUGGUGGUUUAUAUGGGUCAUCUCCCAAAGAUUCACAUUUCUUCCCACUUGGUAUGUUACCAAUGGAAUCACGAUCUAGUCCUGCACUAUCUACUUCGAGUGUGUGUAGUGACACUGAAAUGACAGACGCAAGUCCUACGACAUCACCUCACAUCACAUCGAUGAAAUCAUCUUUCCUCUACAUACCAAACGAUGAAAUGGAAGAUGUAUGGGAUUCUCACGUCAACAGUGUAAUGAGUGAUUCCAAUGCCACAUGUGCUGUGAACACAUUCCAUCUAUUUGCCAAACUCUAUAAGGUUACCAGGAGGAGGUUUUGUAAUCUAACUAGGGAGUCCUGUAACUACCUAAGUGACAGGCUGAGAGGAAUUGCCACACACUGUAAGCUGCUGGAGAGGCACAAGUUUGUUGUGUUGGAGAUCCAGGAACAUUAUGAUACAUAUAUCAAGAAAAGAGAUUCUACUGUUGAGUGUUUGGACAAUAUUAAAUCAUCUUUGAAAAUGCAGACAUUGGGUUCUCCUGCUGAUUUGGUAGAUAAUCGUAACACCGAGGAGCAGCAAACUGAGUUGUGCAAAUGUCUCUACAGUCUGCAUUUCCAGCUGCUAAUGUUAUUUGAAAGUUAUUCCAAGUUAAUCAAUUUAUUGAACACUGCCAGCAAAAAUCAACAGAUAACUGACUAUUCUAAGGAGGUUACGAUGGCAAGGCAAGAUUUGAAGCACGCUAUAACUGAAAUAGACAGCGGUAAAAUACAGUCACAUGUCAGUGAAAAUGAGACUCCACAAACGAUUGAGAAAGCUAGAGUUGCAUUGUUGGAUUGUCUCACCAGUAAACAGUAUGCAAGUGCAGUCAAGUAUAUUAGACAUUUCAGAGUUGUGUGGCCACAGAAUAUAUUUGGCACAUGUGACGAAGAAGACUUGGAUGUUUUAUUAGACAUAAGCUGUCACAAUCUGGCUGCUUCUAAAACUGGUGUACUAGUAAUCACAAGACCUGAACAUGAUUUGACAGAUGUGUGCAGUCGAUUGAUGGAUGUCAACAUUCAACUCAGAGCCUCUCUUAAAAUGCUUGAGAAUAUGGCACCAGAAAGUAAAGAAUCUGAAAGUACAAGUAACAGCGCAUAAAUACCUACCCAGCUUAGAAUGGAAUCUUCGAAGCAAUAGAAUAAAUGAUUGAUCUUUGCCGCAUUGAAUGAUUAAAAAUAAAAAAGAAGAAAGCAUUUUGAUCUUAUCCCAUCAACAUUGUCACUGUUUAAAACAUUUCACACAGCAAUGACCAACAAUCUCCAAAUUCAUGUCCACAUAUUAAAUUAUUCUUGAUUGCGCUGAUCUGAAAAUGUCACACCAUAGGAAAAUCACAAUAUAUUUGUUUUAGGGGCAAUCACCAAGAUUCUCAAUCUGAUUAAAAGCUGAUAUACCCCGGUAGGUAGAAGCCAAAGUUGCCUUUAAUCUAUACAACUAUCAAGGUACAUGCCUCAAACUACUAUUGACCAACUAUAAUCACAUUCAACAGUUCUCAACCAAUCAGCAGAUUUGUAAUUACAGUGUGGCUUGCAUUCUGGAAAGUGGCAUCUAACAUGAGUUUUGAUUGAUUGAUAAUCCUGUCAGACUUGGUCAGAUGUAGUUUAGAGGUGCAGGGCUUAGCUUCACAGAGGCAUUGAUGCCUAAUAAUUUGCCAUCUUCGUUUGAAAAUGGACGUCCUUUUAACUUUAAAGCCCAAGUAGUGUGUAUGCACACCUGAGAACAUCUGUUUUUUAAUGAGAUUGUGGAGCCCUAUACUUUAUAUCAGUUAAAAAAAGACUUAGUCUUAUUUAUUAUGUUAUAUGGACCAUUCCAACACACCUUUUUUCUGAUAUUUGAGUAAUCCAUCCUGUAUAAUCUGCCAAAGAAU
Saccoglossus kowalevskii is the source of this 9493-nucleotide messenger RNA. RefSeq names its product protein furry homolog-like. Gene Ontology annotation, cellular component: cell cortex; site of polarized growth. The record is from RefSeq and is a predicted model, not a curated record. Gene Ontology annotation, biological process: cell morphogenesis; neuron projection development. NCBI's taxonomy places the organism in Eukaryota, Metazoa, Hemichordata, Enteropneusta, Harrimaniidae.